This is a messenger RNA of Hemicordylus capensis (graceful crag lizard), 3305 nucleotides long. RefSeq lists its product as uncharacterized. NCBI's taxonomy places the organism in Eukaryota, Metazoa, Chordata, Lepidosauria, Squamata, Cordylidae. The record is from RefSeq and is a predicted model, not a curated record. Gene Ontology annotation, cellular component: precatalytic spliceosome. The transcript has 19 exons. The coding region runs from base 341 to 2797 and encodes 818 amino acids. Gene Ontology annotation, molecular function: double-stranded RNA binding; zinc ion binding; single-stranded RNA binding.
CAGUCCGGGUUUUACAUCCGGCAUCACUGCCGUAGUUCCGACUAAGAGAGGAAGAUGCGUUUCGCGCGUGCGCACUACCAGUCUGAUGCCAGGCUUGUUGGGCGGAGGGUAGCCGAUCGCUGCGGCCUGGUCAAAGUAAACGAGCUGGAAUCAGGGACCCAGUUGAGAUCUGAGGCAAGAUAAAGUUAGCCCAACAUUAUCUCUUUUGAUGUGUGUGUUAUAAUAUACAAAACUCUAAAUCUGGGAUGCUGGGAGACAUGGCAAGUUGAGAAAAUUCAUAUUUGGUGGUGAUAGCAGAAAGUUGUCACAGGAAAGCCACAUAACUCCUACAUCCCCCACCAUGGAACCUCAAGACUAUUGGAGUGUUAAGUCCAGCAAUCCCACUCCUUACUAUUGUAACAUUUGCCAAGUCUAUUGUGCAUCUGCUGUAAACCUGCAGACUCAUUUUAUUGGAAGCAAACAUAAGGCGGUUGAGAAUGCUUUGAAAUCCCAUGGCUUUGUUAAAGCUCUGGGUGCUUCAGGGGAGCCAAUUACUAGACUACCAGAAAGUCUUCCUGAUUGUGUUCAAACUGAGCCUGUAAAGGCUCGAGGAAAAAAUCUGCAAGAACAACUUGAUUCAUGUAAAGAUACUGAACCUGCUCUUGGUCUCCAAUAUAUAACUGAAUACGUGUCAGAAGAAAGCUCACUUUAUGAAUGUAGUCUGUGUGGGUGUCAAUCAGGACUAACAAACAUGUUUAUGCAUGUUUUGGGUAUUAAACAUAGACUGGCAUAUCUGAAAAAACAUCACCCUGAAAUGUCAGAUGUCAAAGGUCGAGGUUCGAACUUGAACAAAAGACUUAAAGAGGUUGCUGCAAAAGUUGAACAGAAUGAAGGAAGAAAACAAAUAAAGGUUACAACAGAUCUUCCUAUUCGGAAAGAAGACAAAUUUUCAGUACAGCUCCCAGAUUCUCUAGUCACUUGGUUUUCUGAAGAUGAUGUAGGUGGAGAAAAGAAGAAAGAAAACCCUAAACCAGAGGAAAAGGAAAAUGCUAAGAAGGCUGAAGCCAGCAAAGAUGAAGUGAAAGCUCAGUGUGGUGAGAAAAAUGAAGAGCAGCAGGACAAGGACACAGAACAACAAGAAAAUAUAGCAUUUGAAGAAAGUUACUCAGAUUCUGAAGAAUUCCCUAGUAAUGAAGAGUUUCUAAAAUACUUGCAAAACUUUGAAAUUGUGGAUGAAGAUGAUGCUUCAUUUAUACUGAAAGUUUACCAGAAACUUACGAAUUCAUUGGUGAUGUAUCGUCACAAGAUUUCAGAAAAAAAUAAUUAUUCUGAGCCAAACCCCAAUGAGGGCAUUGAUGACCACUUGGAACAGUCAGAGAUGACUUCUGUGGAAGGUGAUAUACUUUACACUGGCAUGCAGCCUGCUGUUCAACAGUUCUGUGAAGAUAAGCAAACUCAGUUGAAUAUCAAGAAGUCAUUUAAGAGAAAAGCAUCACAGUUGAAUACAAAUCCUUCAGAAGCUGCUAAAAAUCGCAAAGUUGGGACUUUUAUGUCCACAUUUAAAGAAGUACCGAUUGAAGAGACCUCUUCUGAUGAUGAAAUGCAAGAUCCUCCUGCCGCCGCCGCUUCUGCAGCAAUGCAAGAUCCUCCUGUUGCCGCCGCCGCUUCUGCAGUAAUGCAAGGUCCUCCUGCCGCCGCCGCGUCCGCAGCAAUGCAAGAUCCUCCUGCUGCCGCUGCCGCGUCCGCAGCAAUGCAAGAUCCUCCUGCUGCCGCUGCCGCGUCCGCAGCAAUGCAAGGUCCUCCUGCUGCCGCUGCCGCGUCCGCAGCAAUGCAAGGUCCUCCUGCCGCCGCCGCUUCUGCAGCAAUGCAAGAUCCUCCUGCCGCCGCCGCUUCUGCAGCAAUGCAAGAUCCUCCUGCCGCCGCCGCUUCUGCAGCAAUGCAAGAUCCUCCUGCCGCUGCCGCUUCUGCAGCAGUGCAAGAUCCUCCUGCCGCUGCCGCUUCUGCAGCAGUGCAAGAUCCUCCUCCUGCCGCUGCCACUUCUGCUGCUAUUCAAGAUCCUCCUGCUGCUGCUGCAAAGCAACGUCCUCCUCUUGCUGCUGCUGCUGCUGCAAAGCAACGUCCUUCUCUUGCUGCUGCUGCUGCUGCAAAGCAACGUCCUCCUCUUGCUGCUGCUGCUGCUGCAAAGCAACGUCCUCCUCUUGCUGCUGCUGCUGCACAGCAACAUCCUCCUCUUGCUGCUGCUGCUGCUGCUGCACAGCAACGUCCUCCUCUUGCUGCUGCUGCUGCUGCUGCACAGCAACGUCCUCCUCUUGCUGCUGCUGCUGCUGCUGCAAAGCAACGUCCUCCUCUUGCUGCUGCUGCUGCUGCAAAGCAACAUCCUUCUGUUGUUGCUGCUGCUGCUGCUGCAAAGCAACGUCCUCCUCCUGCCGCUGCAGUGCAAGAUCCUCCUGCCGCUGCUGCUUCUGCUGCAAUGCAAGAUCCUCCUGCUUCUGCAAUGCAAGAUCCCACCUCUUCUGAGGAAUGCUUACUGAAACCUACCUUAGCCAACACCUCUUCAUCUCAAAAUCCAUCAGACACAUCUAGGACCUCUCUUCCUGGGCCAUCAGCUUCUGAAGGUCAUGUCAUUGCAAAAUUUUUCAACAGUAUAAGAAAUAUGGAUGUCGAUGAAGUUGCUGAUACUUUACACAAAAUAGCUGCAUCCAACCCAGCAUUCAGUGAUGGACCUAUUUAUCCGCAGAUUCACGUAUCCGCGGUCGGGAAAAAGAUACCUGACCUCGGCAUACACGAAAAAAAGAGAAAACAUGCUGACCUCCUGUAGCCAUGGGUCAGAGGUGGCUGGAAAUGACCGCAGAGGAAUGGACGUUCAAAAUGUGAUACAGAUCCUAACUGAAAGUGGGACCCUGAAACCAAAGAAUACUACUAGUGCAAGUUGAAGGAAUAACAAUUUGUGUGAAUGUUAUUUUUCUUUUGUAUAGACUGUGGAGUUAUAUCAUGCAGUUUGUCUGUGCAAUUUGGUUUUUUCCUUCUGAAAAGCAAUUUCUCAUUUAAAAAAAUGAAAAUAUGUGCUCAUGUUUUUCUUUUCUAAAUGAUACGUAUCACUCUUAACUCUGACUUACAGUGUGAUACUGUAGAUCAGUUAACUAAUUUAGCAGCAUCCAUCUUUAUCUGUUUCCUGUUGUGUUCUCCUGUUUGUACAUUUAUCUUGGUUUUGAUGGUUUACUUUUGUAUAAUGGAUUUUUACAAACUGUUAGCCACCUUGUAGAUAUUCCUAACUCCAAAAAUGGAAUUCACAUGUUUUAACAAACAAAUAAAAUGAAUCUCUGCAA